AUAAGUCCAAGGCUCUUCCAGCAACGCGCGAGCUGCACUGCGCGGGCGCUCCGAGAGCCAUUCGACAACCACUCGCCGGCGCGCGCGCAACAUGACGCGGCUCUCUCUGCUUCUGCAUCUCGUGUUGCUGCUCGGGGCAGCAUGCGCAGCACCGGCGCCGGCUCCGGGCCGAGUGCCGAAGGUGUACAACGCGCUCAUCACGUCCAAUCAGAAUCUGGAACCCAGCAAAGCCUACCCGGUGUAUCAGCCGGUGCUACACGACCCCUUCGGCUUCCCGUACUCGCCUUUCGUGUAUGGGGACUACCCUAUCAGUAAUGGUUUGAUUCCGGUUCCUGCGCCAUCUCCUAAGGGGCAGCCAGCACCUGCACCUCCUGCUCCAUCACCAGAGUCACCCCCGAAGCCUGCAGAAGCUCCCUCCGAGGACAAAACUCCCUCCAGCGAGAUUCCGCCACCUGAGCCGCAGCCUGAAUCGGACAGCGACAAACCGACGCCCGCGCCGCCGCUCCCUCCGAACACAGAAUCCCCCAUACCGCUAAAUGAAUUCGGCUUACCUUCUCAUGUUUUGCCAUUGGGACGUAUUAAUCCAGCUUAUAAUGGAUCCACGCAAGUCGGCCCAUUCACCUACCCGUACACGUACUCUGGCUUCAGAUUCUACGACCCGUAUGAUCCGUUUAGCUUUAACCCGUACGCAAAUUUGCCGCCUUUGUAUAGACCAUUGGGGAAUACGUUGGUACCGCAAGGUCCUGCGCUGGUUCCCGCCAGGGCUGUGCCAUCAGCGCCAGCGCCCGCACCUGCGCAAAGUGUAGACGCGCCUCCCUCCGAGCCAAGUGACCUAAACCUCCUCAACUAUGCGUCGAAGGACCCCGCUAUACCUAAUGUGCCUCCGCCUCCACUACCAAGCGGUGGACUAAAAACUGAUAAGUCAGAAUAAUGGGGAGACGGCAGACUUGGACAUAUUUCUUUUGGUCCACAAACAGAAGAUCAAGAUAUACCUAUUCAUUCCCCAAACGCAUUAAAAAGGGAACACUAAGCGUGUCAACCUUUCGAAAUGUCGAGUCGGACCAACCAGGCUCAGAUUUUGCAAAUUAAUAAUUUCUAUGACUAAAAUUUGACACUUCCACACCCUGACACGUCAAAGUCAGUGUGAAGGUAGAGUCAGACCAAAAAAAGUCUGCAGCGGAUUUGAUAGCCCACGCAGUGCACGUGUUAUUUUAAACGUCAAAAUUCUAUGACAUUAUGACGUAUAAAUAACACGUGCACUGCGUGGGCUAUCAAAUCCGCUGCAGACUUUUCUUGGUCCCACUCUAGUUUGGUUCGACUAUAGUUCUCAAAUUAUUUUUUAUUUUGGGUAGCAUUUUUUUCUACUAUGAUUCUGAUUCCUAUGAAAACAUAAUAUUUUAGCAAACAAAAUUAUUAUCAAAAUUCGUGUACCGUAAAAUGGGGUGAGUGGGGUUCGCGGGGAGAGUUGGGUUAUGAAUGGGGAGACCAGGGAUAAAAGGGGGGUGAGAUGGGAUUUUAAGGCUACUGCUACAAAAAUAAUGUAUUCCAGUUUAAAAUGGAGCUAUAGUAAUACUCAUAAUAAAAAAAAUCGAUCCAACAAUCUUCCAAAAUCACCUUUGUAUGAAAACCCAACCCCACAUACGAGGGACUACGGGGUGAGGUGAGAUUUCCUGUUUAUGAUCAAAGUUAUGAAAUGGAACUAUAUACUUACCUAAUAAAAACUAAAAUACAAAUGUCCGGAACACUUAUUAUAUACACCAUUCAGUUUGCAUAUGUAAAAAUAAAAUGUUAUCGAGGUUUGAAUGUCAGUUUUGCACCUACUCACCCCAUUUUACGGUACUCCAGUUUGCAGCGAUUAUCUUGGUCGGUGGGUAUGAUAUUGAGAUUAAGUAUUAUAAUGACUUAGGUUUAUUUAGAUAAGGAUGUCUUACGCAACACCGUGCCAGCACGAGCACUGAGUAAUUAAUAUUUUAUUUAGUCAGCAGUUACAGAUCGCAGAUUUUGAAACUGUUUCUUCUACGCAAUUUUGACGAGUUUCCCCAUCCCGGUCAACACAUGAGCAAACGCGUAUGGCAUGGGCAUAUGUGAAGGGUACACGGAAAGAACAUGUCUAAUAGUCACUCUGACAACAUUUUAAGUUAUCGCGGUUUGAAAGGAACGAUGUACAUACAUAAUUAACCAUAUUAAUUUCGUGAAUAGGUGUUUUUAAAGUAAGAAAAAACACAGGUAACCGAAGUUAUUACUAAUAGUUCAUUGAGAGCUCUACAUUUUGAGAUUAAAAUCUCAUUUUUCAAAAAAAUGGACUAGACAUGUUCUUUCCGUGUACCCUUCAUGUAAAGAAUCAGUUGACCGAGUGCCGGCCGGCAGUGGUCGGUGCUACGUGAGUAGUCCUUACUUGUAUCAUCCCAGUAAUGAUGAUGACAGCUAAAUUUAUUCUUAUUUAAUAUUGGUGAGGCACAAAGUUCCUGGUGAUACUUUUCGUAUUUAUAUAAUUUUUAAAGUUUGUACAAGUGUUAUUGAUAUUAAUAUUUGACAUUAUAAUUAUUAUAUUAUAGAAAAAUAUACCGAUAUAAAGUUAUGUACUCAA
This is a messenger RNA of Cydia splendana, 2587 nucleotides long. RefSeq lists its product as uncharacterized. The transcript is spliced from 3 exons. Lineage: Eukaryota; Metazoa; Arthropoda; Insecta; Lepidoptera; Tortricidae. The record is from RefSeq and is a predicted model, not a curated record. The coding region runs from base 92 to 931 and encodes 279 amino acids.